AUGGAUGUUGCUGAAGUUAAAUCAUGGGAUUACCCUCCAAGACUUUACCCUGAAGGAUCUUCUAACCUGGAAAAAAAAGAUAUUAAUCACAAUUUCCGUCUAGGAAAUUUCCCCCACAUUAGAGAAACAAUUGGACUUCAUGUAUGGGAAGAAAUGGUGAACUCUCCCAUUGGAAUAGUUGCUAGGCUAGCUGGAUGCGAAAGCGUAUGGUUUAGCUUGCUCGAGUUUGGUGAGAUCACUGGGUUAAACACAGGUCCAUUGCCAACAGAAAGGUUUGAACCUGAUCAAUACAAAGAGUUUUGGGAGGAGUUGAAGGUGCCGCUUGGGAUGGGACCCAAGUUAGAUGAACUGAAGGAAGCAUUAGCGUUCUGUCCGCUUUGGAGUUUUGAAAAGCGGUAUUCGACGAUGAAGCCAUGGGGUCGGACUGCAUACGAAGUUCUCAUUGACUCUAUUAAAACGUUGGCUCCAGAAGGAGGGUCAUACACAAUAAGCGGCAUGACCGUCGCGUUAUUGAUUUGGGCGUAUGAAUCGUCGUCUGCUUCGCGUACACGUGCAAGUUUUGAUAACUUGUUGGCUGCCGAAAUCAAAGAGCAUGGCGAGGUGCGUGUGAGGAGAAUUGUUUUGAAGGACUCAAUUGAAGAGAUGUAUCCUAAAUGGCCGGGUAGAUUUGUGAAAAGUUUUUGGGAAGUGCAUGGGAAUACACAGGGUAAUGCGCAGGGGAAGGGGAAUGAGAAGAAGAAGAAAAUGAAGGGUGGAGUUUCGUCAGAAGCUGAGCCACCCACUAAGAAGCAGAAGAAAGUUAAGACACAGAAUGAGUCUGAAGUUGCUGCAGCGGGAAAGGGUUUUAGCGAGAAGGAAGGUAGCAAAGAUUUGGAGUUGGAGAACAAAGCGACUCUGAGGACCAUUGUGAGUACUCUGGAUAAUAUUUCCAGGAAAUUUGAGCAGUUUGACUCACAGUUGGAAGCUUACGAGUUAGACCGGAACAUACCAUUGAUGGACCAAAAGACCAUUGAUGACAGCGUGAAAGCUUUACUGGAGGAGCGUCUGAAAGUGUUGGGAGUUGGGAAAAUUCCCGAAAACAAUGAUAACCCCUCUCCACCAUCAGCAGAUAAAUCUUUAACGUUGGCAUCACCGCGUGUUCAAACGCAGCAGAAUUCUGUCAAUAGUCCAGCGUUAGCUGCGACUCCUGUUUCUCCUUCAAAGGCUACUAAGGAUGAUAAGGAUGCUAAGGUUCCAGCCUAUGGACGCGGCUGCAGGGGCAAACAUAUUGUUAAGGGUGAGGAAGCCGAUGAGAAGAAAAAAGCAGCGCAGGCAGAUGCUUCGUUUAAGAGGAAGGAGAAGGCUGAGGCUAAGAAAAAAGCGACUGAGGCUAAGAAAAAAGCGACUGAAGCUAAGAAAAAAGAGGCUAAGGCUAAGAAAAAAGAGGUUGAAGAUAAGAAAAAAGAGGCUGAGGGUAAGAAGAAACAAAAGGCUGUGGGUAAGAAAAAAGAGGAUGUGCUAAAGAAGCGAAAACAGGCUGAGUCAAAGAACAAAGAGGUGACUCCAUAUGGAGAGGACAGUGUAUUUGCUGAUGUGACUAACGAAGUUGUUGGAGGAGAGAACGAAUUCGCGCCGGAGUCUGACGUCGAGGGAUCUAAACUGGCGGCAGUUUCUUCACCAGCAGUUUUUCCGUAUGUAGGAGAGAAUGGAACGGCGUGCGUGAGGAAAACUGUUACUCCUUCAUCAGUAAUAUAUGACCCUCUAGCACCUGUUGAUCCGGUGCUACUCGAAAAACUGAUGCAACACAUUAAGGAAAUUCCACCCAAACCACCAGCACCAGCAGAUAAACCAGCAGUUCUCUCCGCUGAUCAUGAGGGUGAUUUCUACAGCAUACUCAUCCAUGAAAGACCGUGGCCGGAAAAGGAAUAUGGAGGGGUGUUUGAUAAUGGUAAGCUUCCCGAUCACUGUCCAACAAACUUGAAGUGGUAUGAAGAUGUGGAUCACUUGUACGGAUGUCUUCAAACCGGCGGAAAUCACUGGGUUGCGUAUCAUGUGGAUCUGAAGAAGGAGAAGAUUGAUUGCUACGAUCCAAUCUUUGGAGAGGUAACACACGGAAGUGAGCAGAGAAUUCUAAAUUCAUUUAAACCGCUGAUGCACAUGAUUCCGUAUAUGUUGAGUGAGCAUAUUCCUGCAAAUAUCCGAGCCCCUAGUAAGAAGAAGUUCUCAUUCAGAAGGAGGAGCAAAAGAUGCACUCCACAAAACACCCAGAUUGGCGAUUGCGGGGUGUAUUCGUUGAAGUUUGUGGAGUGUCUAGCGCUUGGUGUAACGUUUGAUGGGAUAAACGAUAAAAUAUUCAAGGUUUACGGAUGA
Brassica napus (rape) is the source of this 2349-nucleotide messenger RNA. RefSeq lists its product as uncharacterized. Gene Ontology annotation, biological process: proteolysis. The record is from RefSeq and is a predicted model, not a curated record. Gene Ontology annotation, molecular function: cysteine-type peptidase activity. The coding region runs from base 1 to 2349 and encodes 782 amino acids. The transcript is spliced from 9 exons. NCBI's taxonomy places the organism in Eukaryota, Viridiplantae, Streptophyta, Magnoliopsida, Brassicales, Brassicaceae.